Molecule: messenger RNA, 5742 nt
Organism: Pleuronectes platessa (European plaice)
Lineage: Eukaryota; Metazoa; Chordata; Actinopteri; Pleuronectiformes; Pleuronectidae
Gene: klhl15
Product: kelch-like family member 15
Exons: 10
Coding region: 389-2323 (644 amino acids)
Biological process (GO): protein ubiquitination; nuclear protein quality control by the ubiquitin-proteasome system
Cellular component (GO): nucleus; Cul3-RING ubiquitin ligase complex
Molecular function (GO): protein binding
Source: RefSeq, a predicted model, not a curated record
GCGUCUCCGCAGCCUGAGUGCUGCUGUGGUUCUUCAGCCGUUUGAUUCAGAGCCGAGUGCGGGGCGCUCUCCUCGUCUGGCCGCCGGACGAACACGGACAUGGCGCAGCGCCGCCCGCCUUCCUGAUCCCAGCAUCGAACCCGCGGCUUCAUGUCCGCAGGAGCCAGAGCUGCCUGGUCGAAGAGGGGCUGCGGGGAUUCGCACCGCCGAGAACCAGGGAAACACAAACACAGGAGAUGUGAGCGGCCCCUUAGCUCUCAGCCAUCAGAGCCUGUGAUCGGUCGCCCGGGCUCCAGAAGGUGAUUGUCGCACAGCAAAGGGACUUUGUUUGGAGCUACUGGACACAAGGGGCACUGUCCUCUGAUUGGCUCGGACAACCCCCACUGACAUGCCCGUGGCCAAUCAGAGGUGUGUUAUGUCGGGGGCGGAUGUGGAGGUGUACCUGUCCCAGGUGCAUGAUGGGAGUGUGUCGUCCGGCUUCCGGGCGCUGUACGAGGAGCGUUUGCUGCUGGACGUCACCCUGUUGAUAGAGGAGCAUCACUUCCAGGCCCACAAGGCGCUUCUGGCCACACAGAGCGACUAUUUCCGGGUGAUGUUCACGGCUGACAUGAGGGAGAGGGACCAGGACAAGAUCCACAUGAAGGGGCUGACGGCCGCUGGGUUCGGCCACAUCCUCCGCUUCAUGUACUACGGCUCGCUGGAGCUCAGCAUGCCCACUGUCCAAGAGAUCCUGCAGGCGGCCAUGUACGUCCAGCUGACGGAGGCGGUGGAGUUCUGCUGCUCCUUCCUGUUGGCCAAGAUCUGUCUGGAGAACUGUGCCGAGGUCAUGCGGCUCCUGGAGGACUUCAGCGUGGGCGUGGAGGGCGUCCAGGAGCAGCUAGACAACUUCCUCCUGGACAACUUUGUCCCCCUCAUGAGCCGACCCGACUUCCUGUCCUACCUCAGCCUCGAGAGACUGCAGGCGUACCUGAACAGCGACGCUCUGAGCCGCUUCCCAGAGAUCGAGCUCUACGAGGCCGUUCAGUCGUGGCUGCGUCACGACCGGCGGCGCUGGCGGCACACGGACACCAUCGUGCAGUCCAUCCGCUUCUGUCUCAUGACGCCCGCCAACGUCUUCGAGAAGGUGAAGACGUCGGAGUUUUACCGGUACUCCCGGCAGCUGAGGCAGGAGGUGGACCAGGCGCUCAGCUACUUCCAUGAUGUCAACCAGCAGCCCCUGGUGGAGACGCGCUCCAACCGCAUCCGCUCCGUGCGCCCGCAGACCGCCGUCUUCAGGGGGAUGAUCGGCCACAGUAUGGUCAACAGCAAGAUUCUGCUGCUGCAACGCCCCAAGGUGUGGUGGGAGCUCGAGGGACCUCAGGUGCCGCUGCGACCCGACUGCCUGGCCAUCGUCAACAACUUCGCCUUCCUGCUGGGCGGAGAGGAGCUGGGGCCGGACGGAGAGUUUCACGCUUCCUCCAAAGUCUAUCGCUACGACCCGCGACAGAACUCCUGGCUGCGCAUGGCGGACAUGUCUGUGCCCAGGUCAGAGUUUGCCGUUGGCGUCAUUGGUAAGUUUAUUUACGCUGUGGCCGGCCGCACGCGAGACGAGACCUUCUACUCCACCGAGCGCUACGACAUCACAGAGGACCGCUGGGAGUUUGUGGACCCGUACCCGGUCAACAAGUACGGCCACGAGGGGACGGUUCUGAGCGGGAAACUCUACAUCACUGGAGGAAUCACCUCCUCCUCCACCUCCAAACAGGUGUGUGUGUUCGAUCCAGGGCGGGAGGCAGGAGGAGGAGGAGGAGGUGGUGGAGGAGGUGGAGGAGGUGGAGGAGGAGGAGGAGGAGGCAGCUCGGGGGGAUCGGACGCACACAGGACACGCACCGGCCGAGGCCCACCGCUGCCCGGCGCUCAGGCCAGCUGCUGGGAGAACAAAUCCAAAAUGAACUACGCCCGCUGCUUCCACAAGAUGAUCUGUCACAACGGGAAGCUGUACGUGUUCGGGGGGGUGUGCGUGAUCCUGCGGGCUUCCUUCGAGUCGCAGGGCUGCCCGUCCACCGAGGUGUACGACCCGGACACCGACGAGUGGACCAUCCUGGCCUCCAUGCCCAUAGGGCGCAGCGGCCACGGGGUGGCGGUGCUGGACAGGCAGAUCAUGGUCCUUGGGGGCCUGUGUUACAACGGCCACUACAGUGACUCCAUCCUCACCUUCGACCCGGACGAAAACAAGUGGAAGGAGGAUGAGUAUCCCAGGAUGCCUUGCAAACUGGACGGUCUGCAGGUGUGCAGUCUGCAUUUCCCCGAGUAUGUGCUGGAGCACGUCAGACGCUGCAGCUGAGGUCUGCUCCACUACAAGCCUCCUUUUAUAGAAACCAGAUGCACUGGUCGGCGACUGCAGCCUCCUGCUGGGAGGUCUGGUGUUACAGGCUCCACCGACCUGCAGGCUUUAAACUAGAGACCAGCUCUCACCCGGGUCAGGAAGAGGUCGACUCCUCUGAACGAAGGCAGCUGACGCUUGGCCUGGUGACGCCACAACACUCAGCUGGAACAUUUCAGAAUUAGCUUUCUCAGAAAAUAAUGAAAACUAAUCGUGGGGAGAAAAACAUGUUUCAUUCUGCUGGUUUCUGUUUGGACUGAGGUCAGUUUCCUGUUCUACUGCUCACUGACUGCAUCGUGUCAGAAUCACUGCAGAAACGCACUGGAAGCGUCAGAAUCACUCAACAAGCAAACAGGAGUUUGAGUUCAUCAGUUAAACAAACCUGCUUCCAUCAACCGAGUCAAACUCAGACAAACAUCCUGUUUAUCUGUAAUCAGUUAAGACUCUAGUUAGCGAAAGCAAAGCACUGAACGCGGCUAUUUCUAUCAAACAAUGUUGAAAUAAUAAAUAUAACACUAUACAAUGAGGUAUAUAAUCUAACUGCAACAUUAUAUACUGUAGUGUAGUUCACUUUAGAGCCUGUUUCCAGAUAUAUGAAGCAGACGGUUGAUUUCUUUGCCUCCAGAUGUUCAAGUUCAGGUAAAUUCAGGUUUCACUUCCAGUGCGUUCCAGCUCCUCAGCCCAAACUCUGCUCGUUACUUCCAGAAAUCCACGAUACUGUGCUCAUGUUCACACGUCUCUUAGCGCCCCCCCCCCCCUCCUUCAUCUGUCUCAUCGUUUUCAGAGCAUUUGUGUGUCGAUGAGAGAGUGAGCUGAAAACCCCCCAAAGCCACGUGGAACACGAGGCCUUGUUCUCCACUGGGGGACGAGGGUGUCGCAUUAGAACAGAGGAAGGGGCUCGUCUGCCUGCUUCGAAAAGAUGGAUCUCCGUCUCAGAGCCUCAGAGCUUUACAACCGGUCGGUUCUGUUUGUGUGUCACUGCACAGCGAACCCGAGUGUCUCAGGACGCGGUGAAGCUGGAGACGUUCAGACUCAGCUUCUGAAAUUAACCUUCUGGCUGACGGGUCUUUUCGGGAACUGAAAGAGUGUCCAUCAUAAAAUAUGCAGCUAGGUAAAAUAUUUGAGAAACUUCAGGCCUCAUGGAAGAACAUUUUGAUCAUAAACUAAAUGUUGACUUUUGAUCAACAGUCUGAAACCUAAAGAUUCAAACUUUCUGAUGACAUGACAAAGAAUAGCAACAGUCUUGACUUUGACUUGAAGGGAACAACCUGAAGUAGGUGACGUUACUCUGUGGAUGAUACUGGUUGAAAUCUGCAUUUCCAACAGCUUCUGAAAGUUUGAUUUCCUUUUAGCUGUGGAGAAACUGUCAGUACAGAAAGUUCUCCUCAGAACAAAGUAAGAAUUGGUUCAUCCGAGUCCUUCCCGCCUGAGGCCUCAUUUAUUUAACCUGGAGACCUGGUCGAUACGUUUCAGGCUCUGUGAGUUUGAAUUCAACAGCCACCACAACUCAGACCGUUAAUCACAGAACAAAAUACCCUCCAGCGGUUUCAGAUGAUCUUUUCCCACCGCUCGGCCGUCAGCUGUUAAUUUCAGACUCUGAAAUAUUGUCGUCAAAGCUUUCCCCUCCUCGCAGCUCCUCGGUCUCCUGCUCCUCGAGCUCCUCCACGUCUCGGACCUGGGCAUUUUUAUUGAUAUUUAUUUUUAUUUUCAUGAGCCAACUGUGAAAAGGGCUAGAGCACAUGCUGAUGCAGCUCCGUCUGUCAGCCGCCUAUUUAUUUAUUUUCUAAGGUAUUGCUUUUCACCGAGCUAUGCAGUAACAGUUGUAGGUUUAUUUAUUAUUAUGAGAAUUUCAUUGUGAAUCAUUGUGUUGUUUUUCAAAUCGUACCUCGUGCUCUCUCCUCGCUCCCUCGUCUGUCUGUGGCUGACGAGUGGAAACUGUGAGAGACGUCUUUCCUCUGUGAACUGACCAGAUCUGAAAUGUUCAGAAGCUUCAUUAGGACACUACCGACCCAAGCAGCUUUACCUUCUCCUGUAUGCAACAAGUUACUUUCACAGGUUUUCAUCAUCUGUGAAAGUUACUUCCAGAUAUAUCCACCAUACAUGUUUUAAAGGGAUCAGACUUCAGUUUCCUUCUGCUAUGAAAACACUCAUCUAUAAAUUCAUGAGUCUUUGUUCCACACAAACCUGGAGUCCUGAGCCGCUGCUGCUUUCCAGUGUUGAUGUGACGCUGCCUGGGUUCCUGCUCCUUUCCCCUGUGACCCCUCCUCAGUUGACACACGGCACUUCUCAUGUUUACGUUUUGGUGACUUGGGGUCAAAAAUACUUGAAAGGAAAAACAAGGUUUUGAGAAAUGCAGUGAACACAGUGCGGCUGCAGAUAAGGAUUUCAUUGUUGACUCAAACUGUGAAGGAAGUCGGACCUGAGAGGCGAGACAAGUGUUGUGAGGUCACAGUUCCCUUGACCUUUGACCUCCCAAAUUCCAAUCAGUUCACGCGGUUUCUAAGUGAACGUUUAUAAGACAUUUGAAGAGAUUCCCUUAAAACAUCUGUGAGACGUCAUGUUCACAAUAAUGGGACAGAGAGACGGACAACCUGAAAACGUCCCUCUGGUCACGGGUUCUGAGACAUUUCCUCGAGUUUCAAAUGUUGAGUUGAACAAAAUCUUAAUAUCUGUAAUUUACAAAAGCAGCGAAUCCUCACAUCUGACACUUUAGAUCCAGCUUAUUUUAUUUAUUACUUGAAACAACUAUUGGAUGAAAGGUUCUCCUCGUUGCGUCCUCUGAACUGCACUAACUUUUUUUUCCAUUUUAACUUAAUCAGCUGGUAAAAUAUCAAAGUAAAAGGGAAAUGAGAGAUAUUUGACAAUGUACUACAUUUUCCACAACUUUCAAACACUUUAAUACUUUAAAAUCCAGUGUACAAGUUGUUCUUCCCUCUUUUCAUGUGUUAUUUAUUUAUUAUUUUCGUUGAACGUACCCGAGCUCACACUGUCAGCGGCAGGUCUGGUUUAAGAAAUGAGCCUUUUAAAACGCCACAGCCUGUUUUCUCAUGUGUCACUGUAUCUGCUGCCAUUUCCAUGAGCAUCGCUCUUCAUCCUCUCCUCCUCCUCCUCAUUGUCGCUGUGUGAAGAAGAAACAUGUAACCGUCACAGUUCUGCUGUCCUGAGUUGAGGGACAUUCAGUCCUAGUUCUUUAGUUCACCAGUCUUCAGUCCGUCAGUAGGAAAACAGAAUAGAGGAAUCAAAAAUACACAUACCUUGCUACAACGACUGUAUCCGAAAAAGAAAGUAAAAUCAGAUUAACAUAUCUUAUAAUCUGAGUAGAAACUCUUUGGAAACGAUUUGUAACUUUCCAGAAAUAAAUGUUCAUAUUGGUCAACUUU